Molecule: messenger RNA, 619 nt
Organism: Phodopus roborovskii (desert hamster)
Lineage: Eukaryota; Metazoa; Chordata; Mammalia; Rodentia; Cricetidae
Product: prolactin-3B1-like
Exons: 4
Coding region: 1-486 (161 amino acids)
Biological process (GO): female pregnancy; positive regulation of receptor signaling pathway via JAK-STAT; positive regulation of lactation
Cellular component (GO): extracellular region
Molecular function (GO): hormone activity; prolactin receptor binding
Source: RefSeq, a predicted model, not a curated record
AUGAAGCUGUCAUUGACUGAACUGUCCUUCUCUGGGACACUGCUUUUCCUGACAAUGUCAAAUCUGCUCCCUUGGGAACAUGUGGCCUCAUCACCAGAUUCCCAUUUGUCCACUGGAAGCUUAUACCAACGUAUGGUUGAAUUGUCACACUACACCCAUGCACUUGCCUCAAAAGUCUUCAGUGACUUUAAUAUGAAGUUUGGUAGGAGUAUUUGGAGACAGAACCUGUUGUUAAGCACCUGCCACACUGCCUCUAUUCCUGCUCCAGAAAACAGAGAACAAGUCCACCAAACCAAAAUUCAGCCCAGAUCUGUUGAAGAUGAGUUUACAUCCUGGUCUGGAUGGUUAGAUUUGCAGUCAUCUGAUGAAGCUACUCGCAACCUUGCUCUUUAUACACUGGCCCGCUGCAUACGCAGGGAUACACAUAAAGUUGACAAUUAUCUCAAGGUUUUGAAGUGCCGAGAUGUCCAUAACAACAACUGCUGAGCUCAAAUCUUUGUUCACUGUCAUGGAGAAGGUCCUUGAUAAUCCGGAUGUUCAAAGUUCCAUUGAAUCUCUACCUUUUGGUGUAUUCCUAAGUUUAAUGGAUAUGUUAUUCUAAAAUAAACACUGAUUAUUU